Trypanosoma conorhini is the source of this 1470-nucleotide messenger RNA. Its product is annotated as D-lactate dehydrogenase-like protein. The record is from RefSeq and is a predicted model, not a curated record. Gene Ontology annotation, biological process: lactate catabolic process. Gene Ontology annotation, cellular component: mitochondrion. The coding region runs from base 1 to 1470 and encodes 489 amino acids. Gene Ontology annotation, molecular function: D-lactate dehydrogenase (NAD+) activity; FAD binding; D-lactate dehydrogenase (cytochrome) activity. The transcript has a single exon. Lineage: Eukaryota; Euglenozoa; Kinetoplastea; Trypanosomatida; Trypanosomatidae.
AUGCCGCCGGUGUACAAUGUCGCAAGCUUGGCCGAACGCCAGGCCAAAUGUGCGCCCCUGUUCGCGGAACUCCGCUUGGUGCUUCCGGAUCCGGAAAGUCAGCUGAUUACCGACCCCAAGAAGCUGCAGGAGGCAUACAGCAGCGAUAAAUCGUUUUGCGUGCCGGUGACGCCCGCCGCGGCGGUACUUCCGUCCAGCGUCGAGCAGGUUGCGGCGGUGGUGCGGCUGUGCGCGGCUCACAAGAUCCCCAUGACGCCGCGGGGGGCCGGAACCGGCCUUGAGGGCGGCGCCAUUGCCCUCACUGGCGGUGUGGUGAUCGACGCAGCCAGGCUGCAGCGGAUGGACUUUGAUGUAAGGAACGCCGUUGUCUGGGUGGGGGCUGGUGUGCGGAAGCUGAGGCUGAUGAAGGCGGCGCGGGAGCACGGCCUCCUCUUCGGCCCUGACCCUUCCUCGAACCCGUGUGUGGGGGGGAUGGUGGCGACCUCCGGCAGCGGCAUGACCACCCUCAAGUACGGCACCACCCGUGAGAACGUCCUCGCGCUUCGCGUUGUGACGCCGCAGGGCAACGUGAUGGACACCCGCAGGGUGGUGCGCAAGACCUCCUCGGGGCUGGAUCUGACGCAGCUGUACUGCGGGAGCGAGGGCACGUUGGGCGUUCUGUGCGAAGUGGCCUUCAAACUGUGGCCGCUGCUGCUGCACAGCGCCGGCGGCGUGGCCACGUUUGAUUCAACGGAGAACGCCGUAAAUGCCGUGGUGGCGCUGAAGCUUCAAGGCGCGCCGACGACCCUCCUGCGCUGCGAGUUGCUAAACAAGGAGGCCGUGGAGGCCUCGAACAAGUACAGCAAGCUCUCGCUUCCAGUCGCGGCCACGGUAUUCCUGGAGUUUUCCGACAGCGACGCCUCUCUGCGUCGUAUACGCGCCGACUUCAAAACCGUCUCGAAUAUUUUUCGCGUCGCGGGAAAGGCCUGCUCCAUGCGUUUCCUGAAGGCUGGAGACGAGUUGGACGCCGUGUGGGAGGCCAGGCGUGGCUGCUUCUACGCCGCCAUGCAAGUGCGGGGGAAACCGGAGAGGGUGCUCACAACGGACGUUUGUGUCCCGCUAACGGAGUUGCCGGCCGUCAUUCGGGAGACGGAGGAGGACUUUGCGGCCCACAGAGUCCCCUGCCUCGUUUGCGCGCACAUCAGCGACGGCAACUUUCACCUCAAUGUGCCCUUCGGGGACGAGGAGGAGUACCGGCAACUGCGGGUGCUGGAAAGUCGCCUGACGCAGCGCGCCCUGGCAAGGGGCGGGACGAUCUCUGGCGAACACGGCGUGGGCGUGGGGAAACUGAAGUACGUCACGCAGGAGCACGGCGAGACGCACAUACGCGUGCAGGAGGCGAUCAAAGCCGCGCUGGACCCCGACAACCUGAUGAACCCCGGCAUUUUCUACCCCAACCAGCAGCGGUUGUGCCACGCCGCACGCCUGUAG